This is a messenger RNA of Aspergillus steynii IBT 23096, 830 nucleotides long. RefSeq names its product O-methyltransferase. Gene Ontology annotation, molecular function: O-methyltransferase activity. The record is from RefSeq and is a predicted model, not a curated record. Lineage: Eukaryota; Fungi; Ascomycota; Eurotiomycetes; Eurotiales; Aspergillaceae. The transcript is spliced from 2 exons. Bases 71 to 805 code for a protein of 244 amino acids.
GAAUCACUGCUCACCAGCUUUAACAAUAAUCAUUGAGCCUCAACUCUUGAUCUUCGCACCCGAUUGAAUAAUGUCAACCCCUACACCCGUUGAUGCCCCCGCGCACAUCCUGCAGCUCCUGUCCGAACUUCACAAAAAGUCUCUCGAACAAGAAGCUGUCCUCUCCACAACGGGCAAAGUCUUCUCCUCCAAAAUCCUCGGCGACUUAGAAGACAAAAGCCCAGCUGAAAAUCCCAGAGAUCAAUUCGACCAGCUUAUGCUGGAUAAGUUUAUCGCUCUCGACGAGGAUAAAUGUCAAUUCACCUACCAGUUGAUCAACGCCAUGGGCGCCACCAAUGUUGUCGAAGCAGGAACCAGCUUCGGUGUCAGCACUAUCUACCUUGCUUUAGCUGUGGCUAAAACGACCGCGGCGACUGGCAAGUCCGGGACUGUGAUCGCCACGGAAAAGGAAACAGAGAAGGCAGCUAUCGCGCGCAAGUACUGGGCACAGUGUGGUGCGACCGUUGAGCAGCAAAUCGACCUCCGUGAGGGGGACCUUCUUGAGACGUUGAAGGAAGGGCUGCCGGAAGUGGACUUGCUCAGAAAUAUUCUAGUCUGGUCCGCACUUGCACUUCCGACCCUCAAGACGGUUCUUCCUCGUCUUCGACACGGAGCAGUUGUUCUGACAGAUAACACGAUCUCUGGAGCGAAGGGAUACGCAGAUCUGCUGGCAUUCUUACGUUCGCCUGAGAAUGGGUUCCAGAAUAUGACCCUGCCUUUUACAAACGGGUUCGAGAUGAGCGUUUACCUACCGCAGCCGAAGUAGAUAGCCAAUAGCCAUAGAAAAAAGC